UUCCCCUGCGUUGUCGUUCAACAUGGCAGCGGGACCAAUUUCAGAAAGAAACCAAGAUGCCACUGUGUAUGUUGGCGGCUUGGAUGAGAAGGUGUCGGAGCCGUUGCUGUGGGAGCUUUUUCUGCAGGCUGGUCCUGUGGUCAACACACACAUGCCCAAAGACCGGGUCACUGGCCAGCAUCAAGGUUAUGGCUUUGUGGAAUUCCUUAGUGAAGAAGAUGCUGAUUAUGCCAUUAAAAUCAUGAACAUGAUUAAACUUUAUGGCAAACCAAUUCGAGUCAAUAAGGCCUCGGCACACAACAAAAACCUGGAUGUGGGUGCCAAUAUCUUCAUCGGUAACUUGGACCCAGAGAUUGAUGAGAAGCUGCUCUACGACACGUUCAGCGCUUUUGGCGUCAUUCUCCAAACGCCGAAGAUUAUGCGAGACCCAGACACCGGCAAUUCCAAGGGUUAUGCUUUCAUCAACUUUGCCAGCUUUGAUGCGUCUGACGCGGCCAUCGAGGCCAUGAACGGCCAGUACCUGUGCAACCGGCCCAUUACCGUGUCGUAUGCCUUCAAGAAAGAUUCGAAAGGAGAACGCCACGGCUCGGCUGCGGAGCGACUACUCGCUGCGCAGAACCCUCUCUCGCAGGCAGACAGACCACAUCAGCUGUUUGCAGAUGCUCCACCGCCACCGUCCGCACCAACACCGGUCCUGACCACACUGGGAGCAACUCUCUCUAUUCCAGGUUUACCACCUCCUGGUGCGUUUUCUCAUGUUCCUCCACCUGGAGCAAUGCCUCCAACGAUGCCUCCGUCAAUGGCCAUGCCUCCAACAGGGGCACCACUUCCACCUGUUAGUGCUGGAGGACCUCCACACGUACCUCCGCAUUUCCCCCCAGCCAAUAUGCCUCCAGGUAUACCUCAGAUGCCCAUGCCACCUCCUGCUCCUCCUGGCAUGGUGCCCCCACCUCCUGCUCCACCAGGCUCGGCUCAACGGGCUCCGCUGCCCCCCAACAUGCCCCCACCACCUAUGGGCAUGCCUCCCAGAGCUCCGUUUGGACCUCCCAUGGGUAUGAGAGGCCCUCCUCCCAUGCCUCCCCCUGGCUAUGGUGCUGCUCCUCCCGGUCCUCCCCGGCCUCCUCCUUUUGGUUUCCAGAGAGCUCCUCCGAUGCCACCAAGACCCCCAGGUGUCCCUCCUCGGGUUCCUUGAGCGCAGCAAUGUCUCCGUAAUCCACGUCUGACGUCGAAAACUUCUUCUUACGUUUUUAAAUCGUUCAUGUUUGGAUUUAUUUCUUGUAGUUCUUGUGGAAAUAAUUUAACCACCUGUUUUUGUUUUGGGAUCAUUGUACAGAC
Nematolebias whitei (Rio pearlfish) is the source of this 1335-nucleotide messenger RNA. It is a transcript of the gene sf3b4, whose product is annotated as splicing factor 3b, subunit 4. The record is from RefSeq and is a predicted model, not a curated record. The transcript is spliced from 6 exons. Gene Ontology annotation, biological process: positive regulation of mRNA splicing, via spliceosome. Gene Ontology annotation, molecular function: RNA binding. Bases 23 to 1192 code for a protein of 389 amino acids. Gene Ontology annotation, cellular component: nucleolus; U12-type spliceosomal complex. NCBI's taxonomy places the organism in Eukaryota, Metazoa, Chordata, Actinopteri, Cyprinodontiformes, Rivulidae.